This is a messenger RNA of Spodoptera frugiperda (fall armyworm), 2451 nucleotides long. Its product is annotated as zinc finger protein 37-like. Gene Ontology annotation, molecular function: DNA-binding transcription factor activity, RNA polymerase II-specific; zinc ion binding; RNA polymerase II cis-regulatory region sequence-specific DNA binding. The coding region runs from base 878 to 1999 and encodes 373 amino acids. Gene Ontology annotation, biological process: regulation of transcription by RNA polymerase II. Gene Ontology annotation, cellular component: nucleus. The transcript is spliced from 7 exons. The record is from RefSeq and is a predicted model, not a curated record. NCBI's taxonomy places the organism in Eukaryota, Metazoa, Arthropoda, Insecta, Lepidoptera, Noctuidae.
UCCACGAUUGGCAGAGUAAUUGUGUCAUAAACAACGAAGAAUGAUUGCCAACAUUUUCAGUUACAUCUUGAUUAAAUUAUAUAUAAUGCCGUCGUUUUGCCGCGCGAGCGUAAAAAGAGUAACCGGAUGUCCAAUCAAAAAGUUAAUCAACUAAUCUAAUGUGGAAAAAAUAGACAAUUAUUCUUGUAAUCAUUAUGUAGCUUUUUGAUUGUCACGUUACUCGGUGCGGUCCAUUCGCAUAACCAUCUUUUAGUUGCAGUCGGCUGAAAUAAUGACUUUUUGUAAAACUUGUAAAAUCGAUUGGACAUCACUAGUAAGUACAGUGUUGUAAGCUUCAGAUUACAUUUACUCUAGUUAGGGGAAAAUUACCUAGUAAUUACGAAACGAAAAUACGUACAAAAUUCUAUAAUCUGAUUUGGAAUGAGAAGUAUGUGGUUUCUUAAUUAAUAAUAACUAAAAAUAAUUGUUUGAAUCCGAAUUAUCGUUGAAAUCAUUAAUUUCUUUUAUUUACGAGGAAUAUUGUAUAAUUUCCUAGCCACCCUACAAACGUCAAAAUGAAGGUUUAUUUAUGAAGAUAGUUAUAAUCUUUGAAGAUAUUUUAAUGUAAAUUCAAAUAAUUAAUAACAGAUGAAAACGUAAGAUUAAUAAUUUCAGUCCAAUUUUCUAAACUAAAUAGGUAUUAGUGAUAAAAUCAUCAAAACACAGCCGAAAGAUAAAUUUAAUUAACAACUUUUGAUAGCAGAGAAAUAAAUUGAUAACGAUCUUUUAAACGAUAAGUUUAGUUAGUAUUAUUUGCGAAUUUUUAUUAUUUUGUUUUAUUAGUGAUUGUAUCAUAAUAUUCAUUAUUGUAAAUUAAAACUUAAUAUAUUUAAUAGAAAUGACAUUGUGUAGAACGUGUUUAUCUAAAAGCGAUCUAAAACAAUUAUUUCCUGAUCACAAUCUUGUGAAUAUACGGAUUGAACAACUACAUUUAAUUUGCGGAAUAAAGAUAGACCCAAACGAUGGCUUGUCUCAAUUAAUAUGUGAUACCUGCUUAAAUCUUUUCAAUGGAGCAUUAAAACUGAGAGAACAAAGCUUAAAAUCCGAAGAAAUAUUAAAGAAAUCAUUAAAAGAAAUUAAAAUAGAAUUGGAACCAAUUAAAAAUGAAAUCAUAACAAAAGAUGUAGAAAAAAAUAUUAUAUCUAUACCACAGGAUGACUCAAAACAGAGUAAGAAGGUUACGAAAAAGAGGUUUGAUACCGCAAAAGCUGAAUUUUCCGUGAGAAUUGAAGAUUUUGAAUCGAGUAACGAUUCUGACUUCACGGACCAUUUCUUAAUAGAUGAUUUAGAGUCUAUAAACAGUGAUAAAGAGGUCACAGCCCGUAUAGAAGACUAUGAAUCCAGCGACAGUUUGGACCAGGAGUUUAAGAAUGUAAUAAAAACAGAGAAAAAAGAGAUUAAUAAAAUUAAUUAUUGGGAUUUGAAAGAGAAAGAGCUUUUGGAAAGAGAGAAUAGAAAACAGCAGAGUAAGGAGCAAGAUGCCAAGCUGCUGUCUCUAGCAGCCAUACCUUACGACACCAGCGGCCCCUUGAAGUGCACCUUGUGUAACAAAGUCCUGCGCAACGUCCAGAACUUUAAAUGUCACGCUAAAACACACUUCGAACCAGAGAAUGCUUGUGAAGAAUGCGGCAAGAAGUUCGUGAACCCGAGCCACAUGCGGUACCACCAGCAGCGCAUGCACGGCAGGAGGAAGAGGCUCGCGUGCGCCAAGUGUAGCUACAGAGCUGUUGAUCCUUUACAGUUACAGAAUCACACGCGCGCAGCCCACACAGGGGAGAGGCCGUACGUGUGUGACGUGUGCGGCGACUCGUUCAGGAUGCGGGCCAACAUAGCGCAGCACAUGAGGAGGCAUUUUGGAGUUAGGAACCUGCAGCUACAAGCGCCCAGCGUCGGUGAAGAAGCACUUGGCCAACGUGCAUGGCAUACAGAGACACCUGCAGCUGCCCGUCAAGUGUGUUAAAACCAGACGCAGAAGCUGUGAUGGCCCCGACUGAAUAUCUUCAAGUAGAAUCUCCUUCUUGCGAAGUGAUUAAGACAUGACCAAGAGUGGUGAUUAAUAAUUAUCACUGAAAACCCUCAAAAAGCAUGACCGGCAUUAAAGUGGACGGCCUUUGUAGAUAUUGUUAUAUUUCCGUUAAUCACCACUUAUAUUAACAAGUGUGGUGAUUAAUAUUACCACUGAAAAACCUCAAAACCAACAUGACAGACACCAAAGUUAACGGUCUUUAUAGAAAUUGUUACAUUUACGUUAAUCACCAUUUACAUUACCAAGUGUGGUGAUGAUGUCUGCUCAUGAUGAAGAGUCCCUCUGUGACUCGUAACUAGUAGAGCUUUUCUCCAUUAAUAUAUGUGAAUAAACCGUGAUUUUUAGUUAAUUUAGUAUGUCUCACUAUAGUUAUUAUAAAAAUAUAU